GUGGGACGGGUGGAAGCAGCGAACGGCCGGAGUGAGUGCGGGGCGGCCGCCCCAGGAGGCAGUUAUAAUCAAGGCAACUGAGGCAGUCUGUGGGCUUGUGGUAGAUGUUGUGGUUAGUCUAUCCACACUGAUGAAGAAGGAGAGAUCCAGAAAGCAAAGGGAAGAGUCAGAGAUGGAUUACGAGAAGAAGGAAGAAUGUAGCCUUGCUAAGAAUCUCAGAGAAUAGUCCAUGGUCUAGGACAUUCUGCAAGCUUUAAGAAGGUGCACGGUUUAAAUAUGUGGACUUUCCAGUAAGAAGUUGAAGUGCAUUUGGCAGCUAACCACAAAUCCAGCAACCAGGCUUGAGUGACCUUGCUUGGUUGCACUGCUACAUAUAGGGAGUGCUAUUUCUCUAGCUAGCAGUUUGGCUGCUAGUUGUUGAUAAAAAGCACUUUAAGCAAUCAUGUCUGUUCAUGGUCUGGAAACCCAGCAUCCUACCUUCUUUCUUGGACCUGAAGAUGGGGAGCUAUUGCAACAAAUGAAACAGGAAGUAUUUGAAGACUUUGAUCAGGACGAAGAAUAUGAUUCUCCACCAGAAAGACAGAUUGUAGUUGGAAUUUGUGCCAUGGCCAAGAAAUCUAAGUCCAAGCCAAUGAGUGAGAUUCUGGGACGACUUUGCAAAUUUAAAUACAUCACUACUGUAAUUUUUGAAGAAGACACUAUUCUAAAUGAGCCAGUGGAAAAAUGGCCACUUUGUGAUUGCCUCAUCUCUUUCCAUUCAAAAGGAUUUCUUUUGGACAAAGCAGUGGCCUAUGCAAAGCUCAGGAAUCCAUUUGUUAUUAAUGAUUUGAACAUGCAAUAUGAUAUUCAAGACAGGAGGGAAGUUUAUCGAAUUUUGAAAGAGGAAGGGAUUGAACUGCCGCGCUAUGCAAUUUUAAAUCGUGAUCCAGAUAAACCUGACGAAUGUAAUUUGAUAGAGGGUGAAGAUCACGUAGAGGUCAAUGGAGAUGUCUUUCAAAAACCAUUUGUGGAGAAACCAGUGAGUGCAGAGGAUCACAAUGUUUACAUUUAUUAUCCAACAAGUGCUGGAGGGGGAAGCCAAAGACUCUUUCGAAAGAUUGGGAGUAGAAGCAGUGUCUAUUCUCCUGAAAGCAGUGUCCGAAAAACUGGAUCUUAUAUAUAUGAGCAAUUUAUGCCAACAGAUGGUACAGAUGUGAAGGUUUAUACAGUUGGUCCAGAUUAUGCUCAUGCAGAGGCGCGCAAAUCUCCUGCUCUGGAUGGCAAGGUUGAGCGUGACAGUGAAGGAAAGGAAGUUCGAUAUCCUGUCAUACUAAAUGCGAGAGAGAAGUUAAUUGCUUGGAAGGUUUGCCUUGCUUUUAAGCAAACAGUUUGUGGCUUCGAUCUGUUAAGAGCUAAUGGUCAAUCCUACGUCUGUGAUGUUAAUGGCUUCAGCUUUGUGAAGAAUUCCAUGAAGUAUUAUGAUGAUUGUGCCAAGAUUUUAGGAAACAUCAUCAUGCGAGAGUUAGCUCCUCAAUUUCGUAUCCCAUGGUCCAUCCCAACUGAGGCAGAGGACAUUCCCAUUGUACCCACCACAUCUGGCACCAUGAUGGAGCUUCGUUGUGUGAUUGCAGUCAUAAGGCAUGGGGAUCGAACUCCAAAGCAAAAAAUGAAAAUGGAAGUGAGGCACCAGAGAUUUUUUGAUCUCUUUGAAAAAUAUAAUGGAUACAAAGCAGGAAAAAUAAAGCUCAAGAAGCCAAAGCAGCUGCAGGAAGUCUUGGAUAUUGCAAGGCAUCUUUUGGCAGAACUGGGACAGAAUAAUGAUUCAGAAAUAGAAGAAAGUAAAUCAAAGCUUGAGCAACUUAAAACAGUGCUUGAAAUGUAUGGCCAUUUUUCUGGAAUAAACCGUAAAGUUCAACUAACAUACCUGCCUCUCGGGUGUCCAAAGACUUCGAGUGAAGAAGAUGAAAACAAGAAGGAAGAGCCAUCUCUGCUUCUGGUGUUAAAGUGGGGUGGAGAACUGACUCCGGCAGGCAGGGUCCAAGCUGAAGAACUAGGUCGUGCUUUCAGGUGUAUGUAUCCAGGAGGACAAGGAGAUUAUGCAGGAUUUCCAGGCUGUGGUUUGCUCCGAUUGCACAGUACAUAUCGGCAUGAUUUGAAGAUCUAUGCUUCAGAUGAAGGGAGAGUUCAGAUGACAGCGGCAGCCUUUGCUAAGGGAUUACUUGCGUUGGAAGGGGAGCUAACCCCGAUUCUUGUACAGAUGGUUAAAAGUGCUAACAUGAAUGGCUUGUUAGACAGUGACAGUGAUUCCCUGAGUAGUUGUCAGCAGCGAGUUAAAGCUCGGCUUCAUGAGAUUCUGCAGAAAGAUCGAGACUUCACCAUUGAAGAUUAUGAAAAGCUUGCUCCAACUAAAAACAGUUCUAUAAUUAAGUCAAUGCAGUUUAUCAAAAACCCUGUUAAAACCUGUGAUAAGGUCUACACCUUGAUCCAGAGCCUGACAUCCCAAAUUAGGCAGAGGAUGGAAGACCCUAAAUCAGCUGACAUUCAGCUUUAUCAUAGUGAAUCACUUGAAUUGAUGCUUAGACGAUGGGCUAAAUUAGAAAAGGAUGUCAAAAUGAAGAAUGGUCGUUAUGAUAUAAGUAAAAUUCCUGAUAUCUAUGACUGCAUAAAAUAUGAUGUUCAACACAACAGUUCCCUAAAACUGAAUGAUACAAUGGAACUGUAUCAACUAUCAAAGUCACUGGCUGACAUUGUCAUACCUCAGGAAUAUGGCAUUACCAAGGAUGAGAAAUUGGAUAUUGCCAAAGGAUAUUGUACUCCUUUGAUAAGAAAAAUUCGUUCUGACUUGCAGAGAACUCAGGAUGAUGACACUGUUAACAAGCUCCAUCCACUAUACUCAAGAGGAGUGAUGUCCCCAGAGCGACAUGUUCGUACUCGGUUGUAUUUUACCAGUGAGAGCCAUGUACAUUCGCUUCUCUCUAUACUGCGCUAUGGUGCCCUAUGUGAUGAGGUCAAAGAUGAACAGUGGAAAAGGGCAAUGGGCUAUCUAAACUAUACCAGUGAACUUAAUUACAUGACACAGAUUGUUAUCAUGUUGUAUGAAGACCCAAACAAGGACCUUACCUCGGAAGAACGAUUCCACGUCGAAUUGCACUUUAGCCCUGGUGCUAAAGGGUGUGAGGAAGAUAAAAAUCUUCCGUCAGGUUUUGGAUACAGACCAGCAUCUCGUGAGAAUGACAGUGGAGCCAAGGUCUUCCUGAAUAGUGACAAUGAUGAGGAAUCUGUUUCAAGAAGGGAAGCUGCUGAAAAGUCCACAGUGUCGUUCAGGCCAAUGGUUUCAGAUCCCAUUUAUAUACAUCGAAAAUCCCCACUGCAACGAUCCAAGAAAAUAGGCUCAGUGGAAGAAGAGAGCCCCCUGAGUCUGUCUAGCCCAGAGUGUAGUGGUACCUGGAUGCAUUACACUAGUGGUGUGGGUGCUGGGCGUCGAAGACGCAGAUCAGGGGAACAAAUCACUUCUUCCCCUGUCUCCCCCAAAUCAUUGGCUUUCACAUCAAGUAUUUUUGGCUCAUGGCAACAGGUACUUCCAGAGUCCAGUAAUUAUUUGCGAACUGGAAGGUCCCAUUCAGAACAGAAAUACACUGGACUUGGGUCUCACUGUGCAGGCCUGUUUAGCACUACUGUGCUAGGGGGUUCCUCGAGUGCACCUAACCUACAGGAUUAUGCUCGUGCGCAUCGUAAAAAGCUGACAUCAUCUGGCUGCUUUGAUGACGCCACAUGCAGUUCUGCUGUAAAAAGGUUUUCUAUCUCAUUUGCUCGACACCCAACCAAUGGAUUUGAGCUCUAUUCUAUGGUGCCUUCCAUUUGCCCCCUUGAAACCCUUCAUAAUUCACUAUCUCUGAAGCAAGUGGAUGAAUUCCUUACAUCAAUUCCUGAAAGCUACAGCUCUUGUGAGUUUCCUUCUACAUCCUCAGCUUCUUCAAAUAUCUUGUCUCUGGGUAGAAGGAUUUUAAAUACAUAUACUCCAAGAAAGAUACUUCCAGCACCUCAGUUGCCAGAUCAAGAAAGUAAUAAAUCUGCUUUCUUCUCUAGUGGAUCCUCCAGUGAUGUAUCUAUUGCCGGGCAAUCUUCAUUAACAGAAAAUUCAUCCACUGUUGGUCAAAGAGACAAAGUGACAACUUCAUAAAGCACUAAAGAAAAAUAAAGCUGAUGAAUAAAAGAAACUUGAAGUAAGCUAGUCCAAACCAAGCUGUUCAAUAUGGAAAUGAAUGGAUAUGACUAAAAUGAAACUUAAUCUUUGUGGACAAAUACUUUAAUAAAAAAUCUAUCCUGUCAUCAUUUAUGUUAAUGCCAAGUCAAAUUAUAUGGUCAAUAAAAAAAUAUAGGUGUUGGAAUGUCAUAUAUAUGUCCUUAUAAAACUAUUGAGUUUUAGCUUGCAUACUUAACCAAGGUUGAUGUUGUGCUAGAUUUUUUAUUUUAUCCACAGGUGCAUCAAUUCCAGAAAUACUGAUACAUUUCAAUGGAAAAUAUGUGUUGUGAUGAAAUCUCAUUCAGAAAAUCAGAAUCCCUUUACAUGCUUAACUUCAAAGAUGGUUCAUUUAAUGAGAUUUUUUAUUGGAAAAUGUGGCAUUUUCUGUGUUAUAGACUAAAUUACAUAUUUUUGCCAAAAUCCAUUGUGUUAAAAAGUUGGCUAUCGUCCUUUAUAGGCAAAAUUUUCUAAAUUAGUUUUGUUCCUUGUAUCAUUGUCACAUUGAUAAUGUUUAAAAAAAUUUAAGUGUUACAGAAAUCCAGUUCUUUUUUUUAAUUCCAGUUUGUAUUUUCCAUUCGGAAUACCGAUUCAAUGUACACUGAAGCUUAAAGUGAAUGAUCCUGUGUGAUCUAUCUUUUGCAGACUUCUAAUUCUGGGUUUGUGGCUGUUAUAGUUGGCAGAAGUGAGUGUACCAUUUGCAUUUUAUGCUCUACAAAAUCCAAGGUUGCUUAUAUCAUUCCAAGGGUAUUUUAAGUAUUUUAUGACUGGUAGUCACCAUUCCCUUUCUCCACUCAUACAAAAGAUUAUUUGCACCACAUUUUUGGUCACAGUUGUCACAACAAACUUAAGUAGAUGUGUUUGUCCUCCUUUCAAUUCCCACCAACAGUGUAAUUUCAACCUCUAAGUGAAACAAGUUUUCUCUUUGGACAGAGAUUCACAUCAAAGGAAUAUGUGCAAUUUUGAUGAGGUUUUUUUGUCUGUAUGUAUGUGUAUAUGUAUAUAGAUGAAAAGUCAUCAAAUUUUCCAUGGUUAAAAGAACUAUUUUGAACUAUGGUACUUGAUAGACAUUUUUAAAGUUGUAUAACAUGUUUAAACUGGCACAAAAUUAUUUUUAUUCUAAAGAAUGCAAGCUAUCGAAAACUUCUUUUUCUGUCAAGUUUAAAACAUUGCUUAACUGUACAAAUGUGAAGCUUCUCUGCUUUAAGAAUGUUUACUGGAAUUUGUUAUGUUAUGUUCCAGAUUUAGCUGUGAAUAAACUGAAUUUGAGAUGUUAUAAUUUUCAAAAUAUAAAUCUGGCUGUAUGUUUUUAUAUGAAAUGGAUUGCAGAUAUGUUUUGUAAAGCAGAUUUUACGUAUGUGUAUAUAUAGGUCAGUACUUUUAUUUUUAUCUACAAAUAUGCUACAGACCACUCUGCUUUCAUCUCGACAACUGUCCAAUUGUGAAUUAUUCUCACAUUUACAUAUUAUGGAAUAAUUUCUCAUGCAGAGGUUGCUGCAUUCAGUGAAGCAUUGAGCAAUGUUACAUUUUCUUUAAACCAUUUAAAAUAUAUAAUGAGAAUAUUUCAUUUGUAACUGGGGACCCUAUUUCACCAGCUUUAAUUGUUAACUUUAGUUGGUAUAUUCUGGACUACAUAUUCAUUGUUCUUAUAAAUUGGCACUAUUAUAAGUGUACCAAGUUUACAAAAUAAACCAGUGUCUACUGAGUUGUAUCUUUAAAG
Molecule: messenger RNA, 5939 nt
Organism: Pristis pectinata (smalltooth sawfish)
Lineage: Eukaryota; Metazoa; Chordata; Chondrichthyes; Rhinopristiformes; Pristidae
Gene: ppip5k2
Product: diphosphoinositol pentakisphosphate kinase 2
Exons: 32
Coding region: 443-4159 (1238 amino acids)
Biological process (GO): inositol metabolic process; inositol phosphate biosynthetic process
Cellular component (GO): cytosol
Molecular function (GO): diphosphoinositol pentakisphosphate kinase activity; 5-diphosphoinositol pentakisphosphate 1-kinase activity; inositol hexakisphosphate kinase activity
Source: RefSeq, a predicted model, not a curated record